This is a messenger RNA of Pan troglodytes (chimpanzee), 892 nucleotides long. Its product is annotated as anoctamin-7-like. NCBI's taxonomy places the organism in Eukaryota, Metazoa, Chordata, Mammalia, Primates, Hominidae. The record is from RefSeq and is a predicted model, not a curated record. The coding region runs from base 105 to 644 and encodes 179 amino acids. Gene Ontology annotation, molecular function: protein dimerization activity. The transcript has 4 exons.
CAAAGAUAGAUCCUGCUCCAGGAGCCAGGAAGCCUUGCCCUGGCCAGCUGUGCUGGGCACCUCCCCUGCCUGCUUCCUGGCCCACUUGCAGGCAAGGUGAGGGCAUGCGAAUGGCUGCCACUGCCUGGGCGGGGCUCCAAGGGCCACCCCUCCCCACCCUCUGUCCCGCAGUGAGGACGGGACUCUACUGCCGAGACCAGGCUCACACUGAGAGGUGGGCCAUGACCUCCGAGACCUCUUCCGGAAGCCACUGUGCCAGGAGCAGGAUGCUGCGGCGACGGGCCCAGGAAGAGGACAGCACCGUCCUGAUCGAUGUGAGCCCCCCUGAGGCAGAGAAGAGGGGCUCUUACGGGAGCACAGCCCACGCCUCGGAGCCAGGUGGACAGCAAGCGGCCGCCUGCAGAGCUGGGAGCCCUGCCAAGCCCCGGAUCGACUUCGUCCUUGUUUGGGAGGAGGACCUGAAGCUAGACCGGCAGCAGGACAGUGCCGCCCGGGACAGAACAGACAUGCACAGGACCUGGCGGGAGACUUUUCUGGAUAAUCUUCGUGCGGCUGGGCUGUGUGUAGACCAGGUACGUGGAGGCGGUCAUGGGCAGGGCCCUAGGCCCUGCGUCCACUCAGUGACCCAUGACCUUGCCGCAUGAGGCCUGAGGGCAUGGUGUCCAGAGUCCCAGAGCAGAUCAGGCCCCAAAGUCCUGCUGGAUCCCCCAGCCACCGUGAGCUCCUCCGUGUGGCUAGGGAGCUGCUGUCCAGAGGCAGAGGUAAACAUUGAUCCCUCCUGCACACUCAGCUCUCUCAUGGAAGUCGGAGCCCUCAGGGUCACCUGAAAACUCUGACACUACUUUUGCCAUUCACCUGUCCCAUCUCCAACAUUAAAGCUUUUGGGUAGGCG